UCCUUUUUUCUUUUCUUGCCGCCCCCCUAGCCAAAACCAAAAAUCCCUAAUCUCUUCUUACCCCUCUCUUUCGAUCGAUCGACGGCGAGCGGCGGCCGACGACGGAGAGCGGCAGACGACUGCGAGCAGCAAACCCUCCUCUUUGACGUCUUUCUUGUCCUAUUCCCUUCCCUCGCCAUUAUCAAUCUCCUCUUCCACCACCUCAGCAUCUCGAAUAUUAACUUUCUUUCUGUAUCAUCUAUAUAUAGAUAUAUGUAUUUAUUUCUUUCUGUAUUUAUAGAUCGAGAAAGACAGAAGCACAGAGAUACAUACAGAGAAUGAGAAUUGAAAAUGGAUUGUCUGUCAUCGGGUUCACAAGAGCUUCGUGUUCUCGCUGUUGAUGACAACCACGUCGACCGGAAGGUGAUCGAGAAGUUGCUGAAGAUCUCUUGUUGUAGAGUUGUGGCUAUAAAGAGUGGGCGGAGAGCUUUGCAAUAUCUUGGUUUGGAUGGAGAGAAGAGCUCCGUUGGAUUCGAUGAUUUGAAGGUGAAUUUAAUAAUGACGGAUUAUUCAAUGCCUGGGAUGACAGGAUAUGAGCUGCUUAAGAAGAUCAAGUUUCUCCUGGACAACCAAGCUUAAUUUCUGAUGAUGAAGGUAUUACACUUGUUUGGGAGUGGCCAGGAUGCAGCUAAUCUGAUAAAUCAGAACGAAAUACACUGGGGGUUUGCUUCUUGUGGAAUACAGGCGUGUGAAGAUUGCGAUUUACUUUUGUUUUUGUUACCC
Camellia sinensis is the source of this 762-nucleotide messenger RNA. Its product is annotated as two-component response regulator ARR15. The record is from RefSeq and is a predicted model, not a curated record. Gene Ontology annotation, biological process: phosphorelay signal transduction system; cytokinin-activated signaling pathway. Lineage: Eukaryota; Viridiplantae; Streptophyta; Magnoliopsida; Ericales; Theaceae.